AUGAGCGAGCACCCCGACGAGGAGACGCCGUCCUUCGACGUCGGCGGCGCGGCGGUGCUGCGCUACGCGCUGACGAAGCGCAGCUUCCGCAGGGGCCGCGACGUCCAGCUGCCCGUCUACUACCCGGGCGCGGAGCCGCACCGGAACUACGCGGGCGCGCGGCGGACGGACGCGGACCUCGACGCCGCGGCCGCGUCGACGGCGCGGCCGCUGCUGCUGGGCUUCGUCGGCACCAUCCCCGCGGCGGGCACGCCCUACGUCGUGCCCGCGGCGCCGUCGACCUUCGGCCUGCGGAGCCGCGUCGUCGCGAGCUGCGCGCGCCGGGGCGGAAACGGGGCGAUUCGAGGCGCCCACUCGCUGAGCAACGGGGUCGUCGUCGCGCACGCGGACGACGAGUCCGACUGGGGCGGCAUGUGGAGCGACCACUACGCCGCGGUGCUCGCGAACUCGAGCUACGCGCUCUGCCCCGGCGGCGCGGCGCCCUACGCGUCGGAGCGGCUCGUCGACGCCAUCCGGGCCGGCGCGGCGCCCGUCGUCGUCGACGACGGCCUCCUCGUGUUCCCGUUCGCGGGCCUCGAGGACGCGGACGCGCUCUGGGCGCGGUGCGCCGUCGUCGCGACGCCGGAUUUGAUGCGCUACGGGUCCCGCGGCCUCCUGCGCCGGCUCGACGACGAGCGGGACGCGGGCCUGCUGCCCGCGCGGCUCGAGGCGUGCCGGAGCCUGAGGGACCGCUUCCUCGGCGACGCGGACGCCGUCGUCGACGCGGCCUUCCGCGCGCUCGCGGCGUCGGCGCGGACCUGCGACGCGCCGCUGCCGCCCUGCGCGGCCCUGAACUCCGGCGGCACCUGCGCGGGCGAGCCCGUGGACGCGGGCCGCGACCGCGUCCGAUCGAAGCCGACGUACCGCGAGAACGAGCGCGACCUCGUCGACGGCCUCCGCUGCCUCCGGAGCAACGCGGGGCCCGGCGACCGCCUGCGCGAGCUCGCCCUGACCGUCGCCGUCGCCGAGGAGUUCAUCCUCGUGGCCGCGCCGCGCCUCGCGGCGAACGAGUACGACGUCGCGACGCGGCUCCACGAGGAGCUCGAAAAGAACGCGAGCGUCGCCGUCCCGCCCUGGGCGUCGCGGGCCGCGGGCUGGAGCCACUACGUGCUCGGCAUGCUCGACGAACAGGACGGCCUCGUGCUCGACGCGCGGGACCACUACGACGCCGCGGACCGCCUCGGCGUCGCGCGCGCGAGCCGCCACGGGAUCCCGAUCCGCGACCUCCUCGCGGCGGAGCCCGUGCUCCUGGGCGUCGAGACGCGGUCCUGGCUCCUCAAGGAGAUGGCCACGGGCUGGCGGCUCUGCGGGGCCGUGGCCUGCGGCGUGUCCCUCGGCGACCCCUUUGAAGGGGACCACGCGACGGUCUACCUCACGACGCACGCGUCGAACGGCUUCCCCGUGGACUUCCCCUACGUGGACCGGCCGCGGCACGCCAACGCCGUCGUCUUCAUGGAGCACGACGCGCGCUUCUUCCCCGACGGCGGCUUCGAGAAAUCGCUGGAGGCCUUCCGCGGCGACGCGGACGUGACGCUCGGCUUCGCUCCGGGGGCGCCGCUCGCGGGCGUGCCGCACCUGCCUCUCUCCUACGUCACGGACCCGCCGGGCGCCUUCGCGACGCCGCCCGUCGACUUCGACCGCAAGGCGAAGCACGUGCUCUGGGUCUCGUCGCAGUGCGACCCGAAGUUCGCCCGCGACAGGCUCGAGCGCGUCGACGCGCUCCGCGCCGCUCUCGGGCCCCUCUUCGCGUCGCACGGCGCCUGCCGCCCGACGGCGACCAUGGAGGCGACCUUCCCCGAGUGCGCGUCCCUGCCGACCGACGCGCGGAGCGGCGGCGCCGCCACCGUCGACGACGACCCGCGGAGGCGCUGCGCGUACCGCAAGUCCGCGUUCGUCGCCGCCCGCGUCGCCGCCUACGAGAACUCCGCGGCGCCGGGCUACGCGACGGAGAAGCUCUUCCAGGUGCUGGCCGAGGGCAGCGUGCCCGUCUACUGGGGCGCGCCGGACGCGCGGGCCCUGCUGCCGGCGCCCGCGGCCGCCGUCAUGGCGCACGUCGCCGCGUACCUCGCGCACGCGCUCGCGAACCGCACGGUCUACGACUUCCACCUCCACUGGCGGUCCCUGCCGCCGAACCUCUGGGCGCCGGGCUUCCGCCGGGCGCUCGACCACGCGAAGCCGUCCGUCUUCUGCGCCGCGUGCGCGUUCGCGGCGGCGACGCGGCGCAAGUACGCCGCGCCGGAGCCGUCGCCGACGCCGGACGCGGAGCUCGACGACCUCAUGUCGUGGCGGCCCGCGCGUUCCCCAGGGUCGGUGCGCCCCGGCGGCAAGAUCAUCCACGAGCCGGCGCCCAUCUUCCUCUACCGGCGCUACAACGAGAGCCGUCACUGGCGGGACCUCGAGGUGCUCACGCCCGCGGCCGAGGAGCGCGUCGUGUCGCCCGUCGAGGCGCGCGCGGCCGUCGCGGCGCGCGCGGCCGCGGGCGGCUACGUCGCCUGCCACGAGGUCGCCUGCGACGGCGACCCCGCCUGCCGCGCCGUGGCGCCGGUGGCCUGGUGCGGCGACGAGCGCGUCGCGCUGCCGCCGGGCGCGUACGCGCUCGCGAGCUGGCUCGAGCGCGGCGCCGAGCGCCGCGGCAAGCGCGGCGCGCGCUUCCACGUCGUCGCGAGCGCGGCGCCCGGCGACUCCUGCGGCGCCGUCGCCGGCGACGCGGGGUGCCGGGCCCGGGGCUACUACGUCGACGUGGGCUUCAACGACGCGCGGUCGCGGACGCACGCGCUCGACGUCGACCGCGGCUGGCGGGGCCUCUGCGUGGACCCGGAGCCCGAGGCCGUCGGCGCGCGGGCCUGCGCCGUGGCGCGGGUCGCCGCCGGCGCCGCCGACCGCGCCUUCGCGGCCUACGCGCGCUACCUCGGCGACGACGGCGCGCCGACGGGGUCGCUCAACGGCACGCGCGGCCGGCCCGCGCUCUUCCGCAAAAAGGUGCGGACGGCGACGCUCGGCGCGCUCCUCGACGGCGCGGCCGCGCCGCCGAUCAUCGACCACCUCCACGUCGACACGGCGGGCUCCGAGGCCGAGGUGCUGCGGGGCUUCCCGCACCACGCGCGCUGCGCGCGCCGCGUGUCCGUGAGCGCGGCCGCGGCCCCCAAAUCGCAGCGCCGCGUCCACGUCUUCCUCGAGGCCCACGGCUACGUCUUCGAGGGCACCGACCGCGGCUGCGACGUCUUCUACGGCGACUGCGGCGCCUUCGCGCCGAGCGAGGGCGCGCCCCUCCUCGCGCUCAAGAGCCCGCGGCCCGGCGACGAGCGCGGCCAGUCGGUGAAAGUCGCGCUCUCCGCGGACCUCACGGCCGCGCCCGAGGUCCGGCGCGACCCCGACGCCUACGACGUCUGCUUCGACUGCGGCUUCGGCAAGAGCUGCCACGGCCUGCGCGGCGGCCUCGUGCUGCCGCGCUGCGACGCGCGCGAGCUCGGCGACGGGCUCGGACGGGUCGACGCGUGGGUCGAGCGGCGCGAGGGCUCGCGCGUGGGCCCCAAGGUCUGGGCCUGGCUCUGGGACGACGCGGCGACGGCGCUGGAGGCGCUGCGAAACAAGACGCCGCAGAACCACGGCCGCGUGCGCCUCCACCUGGGCGUCGCGCACGAGCACCUCGGCGACGGCUUGCGCGCGGCCGCGGAGUUCGGCGCAGCCGCGGCGCUCGGCGAGCCCGGCGCCGCCGCGCGCCUCGCCGCGCUCCUCGAGCGCGGCGCCGCGGCGCCGCGGUCCGCCUGCGCCGCGGAGGCGCCCCGGGGCGUGCGCCUCGCGGUCCACUGCGGGGCCCUGGACGAGCGAGGGACGACGGUGUCGACGUACGACUACGCGGACCUCGCGCUCGCCAUGGGCCUCGUCGACAGCGUCCUCGUGCUCCACGACGCCAGUGUGCCGCCGCUGCCGGCGAUCCUGGCCAAGUUCGAGGCGCGCUUCGGCCGGGACCGCGUCGUCGGGGUUGCGGCCGGGGACGUCGACGGCGUGUUAGCGCGCGACGGCGCGACGCACUUCUACGUCCAGAAGGCGGGUUUGGACGACGGCCUCGUGAGCGCCGUCGCGCGCACGCUCGUGCACUGCGUCUUCUUCGCGACGCAGGCCCACGGCGACGUCUACGCGCGCGUGAGCGACCACGUGCCCGUCGACGGGCCCGCGUCCGCGCCGAAAUCGCCCGCGUCCGCCGCGGCCGUCGUGCCCUUAGUCGUCCGCCCGGGCGACGUCGACGGCCCGGACCUGCGGGAGGAGCUCGGCAUCGCGGCGAACGCGACGGUCUUCGGCCGCCACGGCGGUCUGCACACCUUCUCCAUCGACUUCGUCAAGGCCGUCGUCGAGGCGCGCGCGGCGGCGCGGCCCGACGUCGUCUUCCUCUUCAUGAACACGGCGCCCUUCGGCGCGCCGAUUCCCAACGUCAGAUUCAUCCCCGGCACGGCGGACCCGGACCGCGUCGCGGCCUUCGUGCGCACCUGCGACGCCAUGCUCCACGCGCGCGCCGAGGGCGAGACGUUCGGCCUCGCCGUCGCGGAUUUCGCGCGCCACGACCGGCCCGUGCUCACCUUCGACUCGCCGGACCCGAGCUACGCGCGCUUCCACCUGAGCGUGCUCCAGAGGCGGGCCAUCCCCUACCGCGACGCGCGGUCCCUCGAGAAGGCGCUCGACGCCUUCGACCGCGACGCGGCGCGGCGUUUGCCCCGGGGCUACUGGAACGCCUACCACCCGGCCUUCGGCCCCGCGGCCGUCAUGGACGCGUUCGAGCGCGUCUUCCUCGCCGACGGGCCGGGCGAGACCUUCCGCCGGCCGCCGCCGGCGAACGACGAGGGCCUCCCCGCGGCCGCCGCGUGCGCCGCGGUGGCGCCCUCGAACGUCGCGUUCGGCGACGCGGACUUGCGGACGGCCGCAAUGGAAGACGACCUGUGUCCGCGUGAAUCCGCCCACCUGCUGCGGCCCGCCGGGGCGCCCGACGCGCCCGACGCGCCGCCCCCGCCGCCCCCGCCCCGGGCGCUCGAGGACCCGGCGACGCCGAGCUCCGGCGACGAGUGGGGCCACUUUAGCAGCGUGCCCGAGGGCUUCGACGAGGACGACGAGACGUCGAACAAGAGCGAGGCCGCGUCGGUGGCGGCGCCCCCCGAGGCGCCGAGCCGCUUCGACAGCUCGAACUUCGGGGCCUGCGGCGCGCGCUGCGCCGCGCGGGCCUACAAGCGCACGCCGAGCGCGUGCGCGGGUGCCAUGGGCUUCGAGGAGCGGUCGCCCGAGCGCGGCGAGGCGCCCGUGCGGCGCGCGCUCCGGCGGUCCGCGUCGCUGCCGGAGCUGCGCGCGCGGCCCGCGAGCCCCGGCGCGGACCGCGGCGGGCCCUGCCCGAAGCUCGCGGCCGCCGCAGCGCCGGCCACGGCCACCAGCAGCACCGCCACAACACAGUUCCGCCUCGCGAUCCCCGGCGUCGACGACGUCGUCUACGGCGUCGACGUGCGCCGCGACGACGCGCCGCGGCGCGCCCUCGCCGAGGCGCCGCCGCGGUCGCGGCGGCGGCGGUCCGCGCGGUUCCGCGACGACGACGGCGUCGAGCGCUGGGACGUGCUGAGCGCGCGCGACCCCAAGAGCGGCGCCCCCGCCGUCGACGCGACGAACGUGUCCACGAACUACCGCGACGGCGGCGCCUACCUCAAGCCCGCCUUCGCGCCGCGGUCCGCGACGCGCUUCUUCCCGUGCGCCGGCGGCGGCGGCGUCACCGUCGCGCUCGCCAUGGGCGCGGUGCGCGUCGUCGCGACGCCCUUCGAGAAGUUCGCCCAGUACGAGCUCCGCGUCUCCACGGACGGCGGGCCGCCGAAGAGCGCGUGGCGCCGCUACAGCGCGUUCCGCGCGUUCAUGGACUGCCUCGCGGCCGAGUCCGCGCCGCGGCGCAUCGUCCGCACCCUGAGCGCCUGGGCCGACGCCCAGGACGCGAAGAAGGUCUUCCGCUGCACGCACCCGGCCUACCUCGUGCGCCGCUACUACCACUUCGAGCACGUCCUCCGCGAGGCGCUCUUCGAGAUGGAGUCGCCGGACCUGCUCCUCUCCUUCUUCGCGUCGCGCGACGCGCGCGACGGAAACGCCGGGCCCGCGACCCAGGCCGCGAAGCGCCGCGCGCGGUCCGACGACGCCGCGCGGCGCCCGCGCCACGCGGGCCCGCCGGGCCGCAGCCCCUUCGCGCGGUCCACGGACCGCGCGAUCCCCGGCGCGUUGCCCUCCGACGCCGCGAGCGACGCCGUCUCCGCCGCGGGCACGCCCGCGCCGCGGUCCUCCUUCCUCGGCGCCUUCCUCGGCGUCCGCGACGUGAAGCGCGUGCCCCGCACCUGGUCCGCGCGGCGGAAGCUCGCGCGCGCGGCGUUCGACGCGCAGCUCGGCUGGAACCGCAUCGACGACGAGGCCGCCGACGAGGCGGACGCGGCGGGCGCCGACGCGGAACCGACGAGCGACGCGGCGGCGAACACCGUCGGCACGACGGCCUUCGGCGUCGUCGUCGUCGCGCUCGUGCUCCGCUUCGGCGGGCGCGCCGCGCUGCUCCAGGUCCUGGGCCUCGACGUCGCCGCGGACACGGAGAUCGCCCAGCGCAUCGACGACUUCGUCGCCUGGAGCCACAGCUUCGACGUGAUUCCGGGCUACGAGGACGCGACGUUGCUCCUGCUCUACUGCGGCGCGUUUAUCGUCGCCAAGGUCGGCUGCGUCGACCCGCUCACGUUCGCGCUGGCCAUCUCGUCGGGCGUCUUAUUCGGCGGCGUCGUCAACGGCGCGCUCGUCGCGACGGCCUGCGCGACGAUCGGGUCCUCGGUGGCCUUCGGAUUAGCAAGAUACGGCCGGCCGCGGCUCCGGGAGAAGCUGCUCGUGCUCGUGCGCCGCGACGCGAAGACGCGCGCGCUGGAGCGCGCCGUCGCCGAGCGGGGCUUCGUCACCGUGCUGGUGCUGCGCCUCGCGCCCCUGUUGCCGAUCCCCAUCGGCGGCUACCUCCGAAUCGACUUUGAUUUGACCGAGCUAGAGAAUUCUCAAGUUUGGUGGGGACCCCCCAAACCAGUGGUUGGUUUCGGCACAGGCGGCUACAACUACCUGUACGGCGCGACGGACAUGUCGUUCCUCGCGUUCGCCCCCGCCAUGUUCCUCGGGUCGCUCAAGCCCUACGCCUUCGACGCCUACCUCGGCGUCGUCGGCAAGACCGUCGUCGACGACGUCGCGUCGGGCGCGCCGACGUCGCAGCUCAGCGACCCCGUGCUCGUCGGCGUCUUCGCGGCGUUUCUAGCCAUCGGCGCGCUGAGCUCGGAGCUCGCGACGGAGGCGUGGCGCGACAUCGAGGCCGAGUCGCUCGCGGAGGAGGAAAAGAGGAGCGCGGGCGGCGGCGCUGUCGAGGACGCCUACCCCGAGGGCGACUGGCUCGACGUGCUCGAGGUGAGGGAAGGGGCGCCGUGGCAGGCGCUGGAGGCGGUGAGGGAAAAGGUCGCGGAGGCCGAGCCCGACGGGUCCAAGGCGCUCCGCCGCGCGGCGCGGCGCGCGCGGCGGGCCCUGGCGACCAUGGCGCGCGAGGAGCUCGCGCUCGCGCGCGUCGACGACGCCGCGGCGCGCGCGGAGGAGGGCCUGCCGCCGCGGGAGGCGACGGCGGCCGAGGACGCCGCGCGCGCGGCGUUCGUCGACCGCUUCGCCGUGCGCGCGCCCGCGGCCGACGCCGCGGCCGGCGUCGCCUCCGUCGUGCCGCCGGAGAGCGACGCGGAGCUCCAGCUCCCCCAGGCGCUCCUCGAGUCGACGCUCUUCUCCUACGUCCACUCGGGCCAGUACGACCUCGAGCUCGUGCGGCGGCUCGCGGUGAGCAACGCGCGGCUCGCGAAGAUCGCGAACGUCGAGCACUGCGUCAACCUCGUCGCGCUGAACCUGAGCGGCAACAAGAUCAUCAACGUCGAGGGCCUCGACGCGCUGGUCCAGCUCGCGCGCCUCGACCUCUCUCGGAACCAGAUCCGCAAGGUCGAGCGCGGCCUCGCGCGGCUCCGGAGCCUCGAGCACCUCGACCUCCACGGCAACGCGAUCCUCGGCGCGAAGCAGCUCGCCCGGGACCUCGAGCCCUGCGGUUCGCUGAGUUCGCUCGCCCUCGCGGCGCCCGACGGGUCCCGGGGCAACCCGUGCUGCGACGACGGCGACUACGUCGCCGCGCUCCGCGCGUCGCUGCCGCGCCUCGAGGCCCUCGACGGCGGCCGGCUGUCCCUGCGCGACGACGCCGACGCCAUCGCCGCCGAGCUCGCGGACGCGGCGCCCGACGCGCCCGCGCCGGCGCGCGUCGCGGACUGGCUCGGCCGCGACUUCGACUGGCGCGCGACCGACCGCGCGCCCGCGCCGCUCAAGGCCGCCUACGCCCAGCGCGACGCCGCCGACGCCGCCGCGCGGGAGGCGCUCUUCCAGGCGACGACGGACUGCAAGCACCUCGCGCAGGACAUGGACGCGGAGCUCGACAAGAGCCGCGCGCUCCUCGCGGACCUGUUCCCGGAGGACGCGGACCCCCUGGGGCUCGGGCAGCCGUAA
Molecule: messenger RNA, 8589 nt
Organism: Aureococcus anophagefferens
Lineage: Eukaryota; Pelagophyceae; Pelagomonadales; Pelagomonadaceae
Exons: 12
Coding region: 1-8589 (2862 amino acids)
Cellular component (GO): membrane
Molecular function (GO): protein binding; fucosyltransferase activity
Source: RefSeq, a predicted model, not a curated record